AGACAAGGACAGAGAAACAAGAGGGAGACGGUUAAACUUAACGCAUAAAACGGCCAAUUGUUUUCUUUUAUGUCCUUGUGUUUGUGAGAUGGCUAACUUUCUUACAACCACCAUGGCUGCCACCACCACCACCCACCAAAUAAACCCAUAAUUAACCCCCAAAAAAAAGCCCAAAAAAGAAAAGAAGAUUUCUUUUGUUUUAUUUUUGUUAGAAAAAAAGGAAAAAAAAAAGGGUCAAGGAAAUUCUCCUUCUUUUUGUUCUUUGAAGAGCUUGACUUGGCUGGCCCCCCCAUUUUCUCAACUUUUUCCUGCAUUUCUUUGAUAUUUCCUUUCUGGGUAGUUCUUAUUCUGAUCAAAGGUUACAGCUUUUGGUGGCUUCUUUUUUGUGCCAAAAAGGUAAAAUAAUUUAUUUCUUCCUUUACGUUUUUUUCUUGGUAAAUGUGGGGGGCUACUGCAGAACCUGCUGAUUCUUAUUAUGAGGUUCGGCCUGAAUGCACUGAUGUUCCAAGAACCAGAUUUAAAAUCAAGCCUGGUAAAACUCUAAGUGCAAGAAAAUGGCAAGCUGCAUUUUCUCCGGACGGGCAUCUGGAUAUUGGCAAAACUCUUCAUCGAAUCCAACGUGGGGGGAUCCAUCCCUCGAUUAGAGGAGAAGUUUGGGAAUUUCUACUUGGCUGUUAUGAUCCUAAGAGCACAUUUGAUGAAAGGGAGCAGAUACGGCAGCAUCGAAGGGUGCAAUAUGCUAGAUGGAAGAAUGAAUGUCGUGACAUAUUUCCUGUUGUUGGAAGUGGCAAAUAUAUUACAGCGCCUGUAAUCACCGAAGAUGGUCAGCCCAUUCAAGACCCCUUAGUACUUUUAGAAACAAAUCCAGGAGCAAAUGCUAAUGGUUCAGAAAUGGUGAAGGAGCUGACCAGUCGUGGUCCCUUGGACAAGAAAGUAAUCCAGUGGAUGCUUACAUUGCAUCAAAUAGGUCUUGAUGUCAUUCGCACUGACAGGACUUUAGUAUUCUAUGAGAAGCAAGAGAAUUUGUCAAAACUUUGGGAUAUUCUCUCUGUUUAUGCCUGGAUAGAUACCGAUGUUGGCUAUUGUCAAGGAAUGAGUGAUCUUUGCUCCCCCAUGAUUAUCCUUCUUGAAGAUGAAGCUGAUGCAUUUUGGUGCUUUGAACGUCUGAUGCGCAGAUUGCGAGGAAAUUUCAGAUGCACUGAGAGUUCAGUUGGGGUGGAGGCACAACUUAGUAAUUUGGCUGCUGUAACUCAAGUUAUUGAUCCAAAACUUCAUCAACACUUAGAGACACUGGGUGGAGGUGACUAUCUCUUUGCUUUUCGAAUGCUAAUGGUUUUGUUUCGUCGAGAGUUCUCAUUUUGUGAUUCAUUGUAUUUAUGGGAGAUGAUGUGGGCUCUGGAAUAUGAUCCUGACUUGUUCUCUCUGUAUGAAGAACCUGGAACAAAUGUUGAGAAGGCCGAGGGUUCUAAAGGAAAAACAAAGUCAAUACGUCAGUGUGGGAAAUAUGAGAGAGAAAAUAUGAAAAUUAAAAGCUCAGAUGCUCCCCUCCCCAUUUCUGUUUUCCUUGUAGCCAGUGUCUUAAAAGAUAAGAGCUCAAAGCUACAACAAGAAGCUCGGGGCCUGGAUGAUGUAGUUAAGAUACUGAAUGACAUAACUGGAAAUUUGGAUGCCAAGAAAGCUUGCACUGGGGCAAUGAAACUUCAUAAAAAAUAUUUAAAAAAGGCCAAGAAGACAUAGCAUAAGCUAAACCAUGUGACGUUUUCCGCCCAGUCAUGAAAUAAUGAGAAUUUUUCUUGUAUACCACGACUUGAUUUGGGAGAAGAUAAUUCAUUUACUUCCAGAUGAAUCCUGGCUCAGAGAUUACAGUAUUUUAUAACUGCUCCAACCAUCAAAUGUUUUGCUAUAUAUGUGAUAUCAACCUUCCACAUUACUUGUAUACGAAAACACUGUUUACCGGGUCUCUAUACAAAUCCAUUGUUGUAUAGGCAUAUCUUGUGUUUUGUAACCAUUCAAAUUUCAAUGAAAUACAAAGAAAAUUAGCUGCUUAUGGAUGAA
Molecule: messenger RNA, 2055 nt
Organism: Theobroma umbraticum
Lineage: Eukaryota; Viridiplantae; Streptophyta; Magnoliopsida; Malvales; Malvaceae
Product: rab GTPase-activating protein 22-like
Biological process (GO): activation of GTPase activity
Molecular function (GO): GTPase activator activity
Source: RefSeq, a predicted model, not a curated record